Nasonia vitripennis (jewel wasp) is the source of this 3897-nucleotide messenger RNA. RefSeq names its product DNA polymerase delta catalytic subunit. Gene Ontology annotation, cellular component: delta DNA polymerase complex. The transcript is spliced from 12 exons. The record is from RefSeq and is a predicted model, not a curated record. Gene Ontology annotation, molecular function: DNA binding; DNA-directed DNA polymerase activity; nucleotide binding. Bases 426 to 3686 code for a protein of 1086 amino acids. Gene Ontology annotation, biological process: DNA-templated DNA replication; DNA replication proofreading; nucleotide-excision repair, DNA gap filling. Lineage: Eukaryota; Metazoa; Arthropoda; Insecta; Hymenoptera; Pteromalidae.
GGGUAACGAGUGAUCCACACUGUAUACCUAUCGCAAUAUAUCCCACAUCUCCGUUUCUGUUUGUUCCUUAAUUGAAGUGUUGGUUUGGUUUAUCAGUACUUAGGCAGGUAUCGAAUUUAUCGAGUUUAUCCAUUCUCUUUUAUAAAAUAGAACAACUCUUCAAUGUAUUUUUAAUAACUAAAUUCAAAUUGUUCGAACAAAUGUUCGAAACGAAAUUGAUGGGCAUCAGUUUUUCAAGAAACCGCCGAAACUAUCGCGAUAUGCGGGACUGAUGAGUUUGAGAACCGUAGAAACGAAUUGCGCGGGAUUUCGUACUGUGUGCCUGAUAUGAUCAUCUAUUCGACCAUACUUACGACAUGCGCGUAUAGUUUGUAUCGCCAAUAAUUUUGGAGCUUCGUAUUUGCAUUGUUUUCAAUUGAAGCAAAAUGAGUAAACGAUCGUACUCGUCCCCAGCAGUCAACAAAAAAACCAAAAACGAUGAGGAACCAUCCACAUUCGAGUCUGAGCUCGCUGCGAUGGAUGACAUUGAAGAUGAAUUUUUCAACGAAGGGACGCAAAUUUUUGGACAAGGCCCAGAGCAAGAAAACACAUCUUCGAAAUGGAGCAGACCGGAUCCACCUGCUUUGGACCCAUCAAAGGAUACUUUGUGUUUUCAACAGAUUGAUGUUGAUCAUUACACAGACAAGCCAAUGCCAGGCAUGCCUGGAAGUCGAAUAGGACCAGUACCAGUAAUGAGAAUGUAUGGAGUCACGGAGCAGGGAAAUUCUGUUUGUUGUCAUGUACAUGGUUUCAGUCCGUACUUCUUUGUAUCAGCACAUCCAUCAUUUAAUAAUUCGCAUUGUAAAUCAUUCAAGGAAGCACUAAACGCUGCGGUAAAAAAUGAUAUGAAGAACAACAAUGACAAUAUUCAAGACUUUAUUUUGGCAGUUGAAAUAGUUGAACGUCAAACAGUGUAUGGUUAUACCGGAGAGAAAAAGUCUCAAUUUUUGAAAAUAACAGUUGCUUUGCCAAGAUUAAUUGCUCCUUGUAAAAGAUUACUAGAAACUCAGGUUGUGUUUCCUACUCUUGAUCAUAAAUAUACAGCUUAUGAAAGUAAUAUUGAUUUUGAUAUAAGAUUCAUGGCUGAUACUCAUAUGGUAGGAUGUUCAUGGAUAGAACUAAAGCCAGGAAAAUGGAAGUUAAGAGGAAAGCAUAAUCAUAACAUGGCCCAGAUCACUAGAUGUCAAUUGGAAUGUGAUGUAGCUUGGGAUCAAUUUGUUGCUCAUGCUCCUGAAGGAGAAUGGUCUAAGGUCGCACCAUUUAGAAUUCUUAGUUUUGAUAUUGAAUGCGCUGGUCGCAAAGGAAUUUUCCCGGAACCUGAGCAUGAUCCCGUUAUUCAAAUAGCUAAUAUGGUAAUUUUGCAAGGAGAAAGUGAACCAUUUUUAAGAAAUAUCUUCACCUUGGACACAUGUGCACCAAUAGUUGGAUGUCAAGUAUUAAGUUUCGAAAAAGAAAGUUCAAUGUUAGAGAAAUGGGCUGAUUUCAUACGUCAACUGGAUCCCGACAUAUUUACCGGAUACAACAUCAAUAAUUUCGAUUUCCCGUACUUGAUCAAUCGCGCGCAACACUUACACGUUAGGGACUUCAAUUAUUUAGGUCGAAUAAAAAAUAUAAGAUCUGUGAUAAAAAAUCAAGUACUUCAGAGCAAACAGAUGGGCAGGAGAGAAAACAAAUUUGUUAACUUUGAAGGACGUGUGCCUUUUGAUCUGUUACUGGUCUUAGUUAGAGAUUACAAACUGCGGUCUUAUACUUUAAACGCCGUGAGUUACCAUUUCCUUCAAGAACAAAAGGAAGAUGUUCACCAUAGCAUCAUCUCUGAUUUGCAAAAUGGGAAUGCUCAAACGAGGCGGCGUCUCGCUGUAUACUGCUUAAAAGAUGCAUACCUACCUCUUAGAUUGUUAGACAAACUUAUGUGUAUUAUUAUUUAUAUGGAAAUGGCCAGAGUGACAGGUGUAUCCCUCUCUAGUCUACUUACAAGAGGUCAACAGAUUAAGGUAGUUUCACAACUGUUACGAAAGACGAUCGAGAGGGGCUACCUCAUACCUGUUCAUCAUGGUCAAGGAUCAGAUGAACAAUACGAAGGAGCUACAGUCAUCGAGCCGCUCCGUGGGUACUAUAAUGAUCCCAUUGCCACAUUGGAUUUCAGUUCUCUAUACCCCAGUAUCAUAAUGGCCCACAACAUCUGUUAUACAACUCUCUUGAGUCCAAGUGCCCAAAAUCACUACAAUCUCUCAAAUGACGAUAUAACCAGAACUCCUGCAAACUCUAAUUUCGUUAAAGGCAGUGUCAGAAAAGGCAUACUGCCGGAAAUUUUGGAGCAAUUGCUUUCCGCUAGAAAAGCAGCAAAAGCGGACUUGAAAAAGGAAACGGAUCCUUUGAAGCAAAAAGUGCUCGAUGGCCGUCAGUACGCUUUAAAAGUUUCUGCCAAUUCCGUUUAUGGUUUUACUGGCGCCCAGCAAGGAAAAUUGCCUUGUCUCGAAAUAUCCGGAAGUGUCACUGCUUACGGUCGUACAAUGAUCGAAAAAACAAAACAAGAAGUCGAAACGCAUUAUAGAAAAGAAAACGGCUACGAUCAUGACGCAGUUGUAAUUUACGGUGAUACUGAUUCGGUCAUGGUUAAAUUUGGAGUCAAAAAAAUCGAAGAUGCUAUGAAGCUUGGAAAGGAAGCCGCUGAAUACGUAACAUCGAAAUUCAUCAAACCUAUCAAAUUAGAGUUUGAAAAGGUGUAUUUCCCAUAUCUUCUCAUCAACAAAAAACGUUAUGCUGGUUUGUACUUUACUAAGCCGGACAAAUACGACAAAAUGGAUUGCAAAGGUUUGGAGACUGUGAGAAGAGAUAACUGUCCGUUGGUUGCGAACAUGAUGAACACCUGCCUUCAAAAAUUACUCAUUGACAGGAACCCAGAUGACGCGAUGGACUAUGCAAAACAAAUAAUCAGCGAUCUCCUGUGCAAUCGCAUCGACAUCUCUCAACUGGUUGUCACGAAAGAAUUGACAAAAACCGAUUACACGGCGAAACAAGCUCACGUAGAGUUGGCUGCGAAAAUGAAGAAGCGUGACGCUGGUACAGCUCCGAAACUAGGUGACCGAAUCCCUUACGUGUUCAUAAGCGGACCUAAAGGUGUUCCAGCUUACCAAAAAGCCGAAGAUCCCAUCUACGUCUUGGAGAACAAUAUACCCAUCGACACGAAUUACUAUCUCGAAAAUCAGUUGUCGAAGCCGCUCGUUAGAAUUUUCGAGCCUAUACUCGGGGACAAGGCGGAAUCUCUAUUGCUGAAGGGAGAACACACGCGAACGAAGUCUGUGGCCACAUCCAAAGUAGGUGCACUCGUGGCUUUCACGCGUAAAAAGGAGGCAUGUCUGGGAUGCAAAGCUGUCUUAGCGGCCGAUAGGGAGGGGAAAGCACUCUGUCAGUAUUGCGAGGAAAAGGAAGGCCAAAUUCUACAGAAUGAAAUUUACAACGGACGGAAACUGGAGGAGAAGUUUUGCAGACUGUGGGCUGAGUGUCAGCGUUGUCAGGGUAGUCUUCAUCAAGAAGUCAUUUGCACGAGUCGAGAUUGUCCAAUCUUUUACAUGAGAAAGAAAGUGCAAAUGGAUCUGGAUACACAGGCAAAGCGAAUCGAGAAGUUUGGGAUUCCUCAGUGGUGAAAGCAGAUACCAAUCAAAACAAGAGUACAAAUCGGAAUCUUCAAUUUUUUACACUCAAACAUUAGCGUAUUAUUAGCGUUUCCUUAGGCAGUAUUAAGUGAUUAAGAAUUGAGCUAUUUUUUCAUAUUGAAAUUGUAUUUGUCAAUAGCGACAUGAUUGUACAUAUACGACCUAUAUACGCACAUAAAUCGAAAACUCUUUUUACAUUUUA